Molecule: messenger RNA, 1779 nt
Organism: Lycium ferocissimum
Lineage: Eukaryota; Viridiplantae; Streptophyta; Magnoliopsida; Solanales; Solanaceae
Product: pre-mRNA splicing factor SR-like 1
Exons: 4
Coding region: 133-1431 (432 amino acids)
Cellular component (GO): precatalytic spliceosome
Source: RefSeq, a predicted model, not a curated record
UAAUUUAUUCAUUUUUCUCCUGUGGCAGGUAAUUCAGUAUCUGAACCUCAAUUUUUUCCACUUAUCAUUUUUUAUUGUUGGCCACGCAAGGGGAGGAAAAGAUAGCACUUUGGUGUUUACAUCACUAAGGGUAUGGCUGAGGUUAAGACUUCUGGGAGACCUAUAGACCAAUUGUUGGAGAAGGUUCUCUGCAUGAACAUUCUCUCUUCUGAUUACUUCAGAGACCUGUUGCGGCUGAAAACUUAUCAUGAAGUGAUUGAUGAAAUCUAUAAUCAAGUUGACCAUGUGGAACCAUGGAUGACUGGCAACUGUCGUGGUCCUUCAACAGCCUUCUGUCUUCUCUACAAGUUCUUUACAAUGAAACUUACUGUCAAGCAAAUGCAUGGCCUGUUAAAGCAUCCGGAUUCUCCUUACAUUAGAGCUGUUGGGUUCCUUUAUCUGAGAUAUCUUGCGGAUUUUAAGACAUUAUGGAGUUGGUAUGAGCCUUAUCUCAAAGAUGAUGAGGAAUUCUCUCCUGGAUCCAGUGGCAAAAUGACCACAAUGGGCGUAUAUGUGCGUGACUUAUUUCUCGGACAGUAUUAUUUUGACACACUACUACCCCGCAUUCCUGUUCCUGUUAUGCGAGCAGCAGUUGCCAAUCUUGAAAAAAUGAAUCUGCCAACCAAACUCUCUGGCUCAACUGGGGACUCUAGUCGUGGAUCUGAGGAAACUUCCCGCCGGCCACCUUCUGUCAAAGCUUCCCUUUCAGUGUCCUUUGGUCAGCGUGCACCUCAUCGUGCAUCAACUAGAGAUUCAUCUCCCGUCCGACGUACAAUUGCACCACCGCCACUCUAUGAUAGGGAUGUUGCAGAUGAUUCAAGACGGUCCCCCAGCAAGCGCCGGAGUCAAAGCCGUGAUUUAUCUGACCGAGAAAAUUCUGAAAGGGACAGGGGCCGGGACAGAGAGAGGGACAAGGAAAGAACAAGGGACAGAGACCGUGAUAGGGAUAGGGAUAGGGAUAGGGAUAGAGAUAGGUAUAGGGACCAGGAUAGAGAAAGGGAGGGGGGCAGGGAUCGGGAUAGAGAUAGGAGGUAUGAUGAAAGGGAUAGAGACAGGAGGCGUGAUUAUGACAGAGAUCGAGGAAGGGAUAGAGACAGGAGGUAUGAUUAUGAUCGAAGGUCAGUAGAGAGAAGCAGAAGAAGCCGUAGUAGGAGUAGAAGCCACAGCCAAAGCUUGCAUGAUCAAGGCGCCAAUCUUGAUCAACAGCGAACUCCACCUAGAGAUGAGAGCAAGGAGAAGAGGGCUCCAUCUACAUCUAGCAAUCUAGCCAAGCUUAAAGAUCUAUAUGGUGACUUAGGCAGUCAAAAGGAGAACGUAGGCGACUACGAUAGGGCUCCAAAUAGGGAUUCAAGUACUGAGGAGGUUAUCAGACUUGGUGGUUCAUGGAGGUAGUUGGUCACAUUUACAUUUUGUAAGAGUCGUUUGGAUACCCUCACCCUCCCACUUGCCCAGAAGAGCACACUGUCGGUAUAAUGCCUUUUGUCAAAAGGGAAUAUGCAACUGAUAGCUGCAGCGAGGACAUACUGUUUCAUGAUAGUGCAGUCGGGCAGAGCUGCGUGUAAACUGGAUUUCCUUUACUAUUUUAAAUGCAUGUUACAUUAUCGGAUGGAUUUAAGAUAUAUUGUUGUUCAAACAUUUUUGUCAGUAACUUGAUCAAACAUUAUUUCUUAUUAUGUUAGAUGGAGCUGACUCAACUACUUAAAAGCUAUUGACAAACUUAUAGGACUCAUCAUUGCAGGA